Molecule: messenger RNA, 5919 nt
Organism: Uranotaenia lowii
Lineage: Eukaryota; Metazoa; Arthropoda; Insecta; Diptera; Culicidae
Product: calphotin-like
Exons: 7
Coding region: 683-3466 (927 amino acids)
Source: RefSeq, a predicted model, not a curated record
UUGUGUAUUUAGUGUUCGUGCUGUGUGGACGCAUUAAAGUCGGGUCGUUUUUCUGUUAGGUUUUCUGCAGUGCGCUUCUUAGGAUUUUUUGUGUUGGGUGAACCGUUUUUGUCUGUACCCCUUCGGAUACUCCCUCCCACCUCCCUCUGCUCGCUCUUUAAGCGGCCGGAUUUUCCUCCGCAUAUUGUGUGUGGUGUGAUUGUGAGUCGAAAACUGUGGCAGUGACCAGAACCCCAGACUGAAUCGGAUUCGAAUCCGUGGCGGAAGUGAGUUGUGCUUUAUAGAAUCAACGAUUAAACGGUACGGUGUAUUGUCCUCCUGUGCUUCAAUAGUUGUUCCGGCGAGGGUCCAGGAAAAGCGAAAUUUGAGCGGCGCGCAGCUGUCAACCGAAAUAUUCCCCAGUCAGUGUAGUGGAUACAGCAACGAAAAAACGAAAUAUUAUAAUUGCAAAGCUCCUCUGACAUUUCGGUUUUGACGUUUUUAUUCGAAGAGUGAAGUAGCAGCGCAAGCGAAAAAAGUGACUACCCCAUCUCAGAAAAAAACAACAACAAAUCAGUGUUUAAUCCUUUUUUGGGAAUAACAGCGAACUCGAGAAAGACUUCAACCAAGCGAGCAAGCAGAUUGCGUUUUGCCUUAAUUUUGCAGCAUAUAAUUUCUACUAGUUGAAGCCAAAAAGUCCGUCAUGGGUAAGGCACAGAGCAAGCGCUCGGUCGACAUAACGACAGACCCGGCAAAGGAUGGCGUGAUCGCGGAAGGUACCGGCAAGCUGGAAAAGAUCGAGGAUGUUGAUCAGCUCAAAUCACAGGCCAACGGGGAUACACAGCAUGCCGAAGGCGACUCGGAAAAGAAAGUCCAAUCCGAUGCGGCAGAAAACGAAAAGGACGCUACCACAGAAAAGGAAGGCAAAGACAGUGGGGCCGGAGAUUCGGCGGCAAACACAACGGCCGGUUCCCCAAUAGCCACCAGUUCCCCGACCACAGAGAAAGCCGCCCCCACAACCGGCGGAGAAACGUCGGAUUCGGAUGCAACGGCGGCCAACAAAACCCUCGAGAAUGGUGCCAGCACCGCCGACGAAACGCUGAACGACAGCAGCAAAGCGGCCGAAGCCGACGGCAGUAAAAAACCCAAAAAGGUAAAAAAGAAAUGGUCCUUCCGAAGUAUCUCGUUCAGCAAGAAGGACAAACAGAAGCCGUCCAAGAAGGACAAGGAAGCGGCUGCUGGAGCGGCCUCCGGCGAGGAGAAGGUCAACGGCGACUGCGAGAAAGUUCCUGAAGAGCCGACGGAAGAUGCGACCGCUGCUGCGGCAGCUGCUGCUCCAGAGACCACGACGACCACUGAAGCCGAGGUAGCUCCCGCGAAAGCCGUUGAAGAGAAACCCAUUGAAUCGACCGUAGCCUCUCCUGCCCAAGAAACUGCCCCCGUUACCGCAGAGGUCACCCCGGCGACCGAAACUGCCCCAGCCCCGGUAGCAGAAAAUGGCAAACCGGAAGAAGAGAAAGAAGCCGCUGUCGUCGUUGCUCCCGUUGCCGUCCCAGAGCCAGAACCAGUGGUUGAGGAAGCUGCCCCAGCCCCAGCCCCAGUUGUCACCGCCGUCAUCGAUGUUGAGGUAAAGAAAGCUAGCGAAGAACAACCACAGCCGGUGGAAAAACCCGCCGCCGCUGCUGAUCCUAUUGCCGUCUCUGUUGAGCAAGACAAACCGGUAACCGUAGUUGAAACAUGCGACGCUCAGCCCAAACCGACGGAAGAGACGGCACCGGUGACCGUGGCCGAUCCUGAGCCCGCACCAGUAGUCGUCUCUACAGUUGAACCGGCUGAGACCGUCGUCGUCGCCGACAAUGGUGAUAGCACAACCCUUCCACCACCUCCUCUGCCCUCCAUUCCCCCUCCCUCCCAGGUGAUGGUAUUCGCAGAAGCUUCCAUGUCUCAGUCGACUGGUCCCGAUGAUCAUGUCGAGCCCGACUCUCUUAACUCGAUUCCGGAAACACAGUCGGCUGCUCUGCCGUCGACUCCAGAACAGGUUGUUGUAGUAGAAGAGCAAAAGGUAGAAGCACAUGUUAGUCCACUGGUCGAGGCAGCUGCUCCGGAAGUUGCUCCUAUUCCUGAGGAGGUACCUUCGGCGGUUGAAAAUGCUGCUGACGAGAACAAACCGACUGCUCCUGUUGAAGAAGUCAUCGCUGAGAAGAAGGUUCAAAUCGUAGAAGCUUCUCCAGCAUCGGUUCCAGAGGUACCUGUUGCUGAAAUCAAAGAAACCGCCAACGAAGUUGUGGAUCAGAUUCUGGAAAAGGCUGUCGAUAAGGUUGAAAACGAGACGGCCGCCAAAGUUGAGGAAGUUUUGAUUGCUCCAGAAGAACACAAACCAGAAGAGUCGGCACCAGUGAUCUGCGAGGAACAGAAGUCCCUUUCCGAAGAAUCCAAACCUGAACCAGAAGUGAUCUCAGAGUCUCACGAGCAGCCAAAGUCAGAAGAAUCAGAACCUGUACCAGUACCAGAACCCCUAUCGGAAGCUGAUGAAACAAGCAACACAAUCGAUGAUCUUCCCCCGCCGCCACCGCCACCAGCAGCAGAUGAUGAGCCAGUGCCAGAUUCGUUACCAUCGCCGUUGCCCACCAUUGCUGCCGACAUCGCACCAGUCGAUGGCACAGCAGCAGCAAAUCUGGCAACUGACGAUCAGAACCUGUCCGUUGACAUAUCCUCUCCACUUCCCCAGAAUUCACUAGAGUCACUUCCAUCACCGCCCACACUGUCCCAAAGUGACGCCAUGAGCUUACCACCCCCGCCAGAAUCUCCUACGGCGACUACUGCUCCCUUGGCCCCGUUGGAACCAAUCGUUGUUCCUACCUCGUGUACCGAAUCCUCCGAACUCCAGCUUCCCUCGCCUCCACCUCAACUACCAGAAACCGAUGCUGUCACCGAACAGGCAGUGCAGGAAUCCCCUAAAGCUGUGGUAGAACAACAAUCGGCAGAAGAGACUGUGCAGGCACCGGAAGUGACUGAAGUAGUGAUUCCGGAAGUGGCGGCGGUGACGGCGACGACGAACGAAACCCCAGCAGCGGAAGAGGUAUCCACUAGCAAGAAAGAAGAACAAGCGGUUGAACACAAAGAACAAGAAGAGGCGCCGGCGCCCGUCGUCGUUCAGCCUGCGACGCCCAACGAGGCAGUUGUCGUCAAAAAGCAGCAGCAGAAUGGAACGACCGAGGCUGCCGCCGUAGUAGAGGAGGAGCACCACAAUGGAACCUCCAACGGUACCACCGAGAACGGCAACGGACCGGCGAUCGCCAGCGAGAACGGCAACGGUGUGCAUCACGAUGAAGAGCUGGACCAGCAUGCCGCGCCGGAACCGGCAGAACUGAAGGCCGAGAACGGUCUGAAUGGUGAUUCCGUCGAGCACAAAAAGGAGGAUAAAAUCCCCGAAAAAGCAGCUCAGCUCCAGCAACCUCCCCCAGCAGCGGAAGUAACGGCCGAGUAAAUCUAUUGAUUAUUAAUUAUUAUUAAUUAAUUAAUUAAUUAUAAUCUUAAUAUUAACGCAAACACACACACACUGAGCGAGCGAAGCAAAAAAAACGAAUUAUUGAAAAAAAAAACAUUGGUAGCGAAACAGUGAAAGAAAAUGUGAAGGACGUCUUUCUGUUUUUGUGUCAGGCAAAUACCUAUAAUAGUAAAUCAUCAGCAGUAGCAAAUGGCAGUGAAUGGAAACGCCAACAACAAGAGCGCAGCAACAACUACAAUCCAACAAUUAGAUCCAGCUAAAAGGAAACAAAAUAAUUGAGAGAUUUUCAUUCAUCAGUUGGCAUAUUAUUGGAAAUAGAAUCAACCAACAGAGGAACACGAAUAAGUCCCACUCAUAUGGAAUUGAAUGAACUCCUCCACCAUCUACAACUCGCCAGAUUUACACAACAGCAGCAAAUACGCGAAAGCAUUUCUAGGAUUUUUUUCGUUCGAUUAAAUCAAUCAAGCAAGCAAGAUUCAUACCAGCGAUCCGAGAGAAUCGAAUUUAACACAUUUUAUAAUCUAUUUUAUUGCGGAAAUAGAAACUGAAAAUAAUAACAUCAUAAAAAAAAAUAAUUUUAUACGAAACGCAGAUAUUGAAAGAAGAGUGCUAGCACGUAACUAGGAGAUACCUUUCUAACCGGAAAUGUCCAAUUUGUAAACGUCCAAGCACAGGGAUAUGGAAAACAAUGCAUGUUGCAGCUUAAGAAAGGUUUUAUCUGACUUGUUGAAAACGCUAUUCUUGUAUAUAUUUUUUCUUGUUUUACGAUUUGCUAGUUUCAUAAUUUUUGGGGCAGCAAAACAAUAGAAAUACACGAGAAAAAAUACGUUUCGUCUUCAAAUUGAGUGCGCGAGUUCAGUAGAAUAGUGUGUAGGAGUUUUUUUUUGUAAAGGUUAUUGAACGCUGAAAAAAAUUGUAUCACUUGCUGCAAGCGCUAAGUUUAAAUAUAAUUAUUAUUGAUUGUCCAUAUUUGCAAAUGUCCAUUUUUACCGAUUCGCUAGUGAGGAAAUGCUGAGAGCAAACAAAAAGAAAGGAAGAAGAAAAAAUCGUUUCCAGUAGAGAGAAUAUGAAUAAAGGGGAUAUUAUAAACUACAACAUAAGAUUUUUUGGGGGAAGAGUGGGAAAGGCUAGACGAUCUCUCUCUAUAUAUUGCAUGUUAGGCAAAUAAACAAAGUUUGAAGCAAACUUGUUUUAUACACACAAACAGACACAAACAAACCCAAAUCUUCUGGCCGUUCCCGCCCUUCGCUGUUUACGUAGGUCGCAUCUUUACAAUUGUAAAAGAAACACUAUUUAUAGUUUAAUUGAUAAUUGAGAUAAAUUAUCCUAAUAAAGCUAAAGCAAACUUUUUUCGAAGAAAAAAUGUAAACAUAAGUGUAAGGCUCUUUUCUUUUAAUAUCUUUGUUGUAAAUUCUAUUUCAAAGAAAAGAAAAUAAAAGGAUUGAAAAGAGGGGAAGAUUUAAGCAUUAAACUUUUGCUGGUAGCGAAAACAAAAAUUUCAUUAUUAUAGCCGUAUCGAAUUCUCAACAGCAGCAAAAAAUGCAACAUCAUAUGUAAUUCAAAAUUUCAUAGUACAUGUCGUUAAACAACAAAUACAUCAAACUGGAAAGUCACAACACAUACUGUAGUUUAUGAAAAAAAUAUCGAUAGUAACAAUUACAUGAACUAAAUUUCAAACCAUAAACUAAAAUCCCGACGCGGAGAUCAUCUCAUAAUGUCACUAACUAGGGAAAUACAUCCAUUGGAUCGUCGAAUGAAACAAAAUCGAAAAUAUUGAAUAAAUAUGAGGGGCCCUCGUUUCUGACGAGCUAUGUUUUUACAACGUAGUUAACAGAAUGAAUCACGAGGGCUUUCUUUUUUUUAGAAAACAAUACACAUUUUCUACGAGUAUUGUAUUUUAAGCAAAAUCAAGAGCACAAGCAACUUAGAACAGAAUUUGCAAAAACACAUCAAGACUGCCGUCGCUCACAGCGAGUUUCACAAUCUUUUAUCGAAAUCAAUCGAAGACGAAAAAAAUACAACAAGCUGAACGAGAGCGCGCAAAAACAAAAGAACCACCGCCAGUCUGCAUCGAAAAAUUUUACACCUUUUAAAUGAUCUUUCAAGCCUACACGAUUUCGAAAUGCGUUUUGCUAAAUCGAAAAAGUGUUCGAAAUCAAAUGGAUACCUCCGUGUUUCGGGAUCAACCGCAUAAGUUCCGAAAGGACAAAAAACUGAAAGAACAGAAAACGCAAUUGCAUACCACCACAAACAGGAUUAACAUCCGAAACAAAAAAAAAACAGGUCGGAUUCUCCGUUCUGGAUAUUAUUGAAAAACUUGAUAACAACUUCUACAGAAACAUAAACAACUAAAACGAGAAGAACAAAACAAGAAUAAUGUAAUUGUCGAUAUGUCAAUUUUUAAAUAAAGGGAAAUUACAAACGAACUAUAA